Penicillium brasilianum is the source of this 7870-nucleotide messenger RNA. Lineage: Eukaryota; Fungi; Ascomycota; Eurotiomycetes; Eurotiales; Aspergillaceae. The record is from the annotation of a GenBank genome assembly.
CCGCUUUACAUCACACGUCGGUCCCCUCACGCUUGUUUCCUUAUUGAGGUCAUUUCUCGACUUAUCUCUGUUCUUGAUCGCUUCCUUUUCUUAUUUCCCCACGUCACAUUCUUUUCAUUGUCUUUAAUUUGCCUCUUUUGGCUAUGGGAAACGAUUGUCACCUCGAAUAAUGUGCUAUUGAACAACCCACCGACAUGCUCCCCUCUCAACUCAACAGCUCGCCCAAGCGGGCCAACCCAUUUGGGCGGUCCUCCCCAUCGCCAGCACCACACUCACAAACGAGGCCAAAAUCUGCCAUCAUAAGUCCCUCAAAUGGAUUGGAGUCGGCAAGAGGACAUCUUCGCAAUGCAUCAGUCUCACAGCUCACCCCCAGUCGAUCUCCAGCAUCAAUCACUCGACAAAGAUCCAAUUCGGCACGCAAGGACGCAUCCUCAGGAACAUUUGCGCCGAGCUUUAUCAAGUCCGAAGAGCUACGACGGGGUGCGGACCAAAUCCGCGGCCUGGAGGGCGACAAUGACUUCUCUGGAAACAAAUACGUGUGGUUGCGCGAUACUGAAAAAGCAUUCGUGCGCGGCCUUGUAUUGGAAGAAUUGGAAGGAGGUCGUCUGCUAGUACAGACUGACGAUGGCGAGCAGCGGGAGGUAGAUGCCGACCAAGUUGACAAGGUCAACCCGGCGAAGUUUGACAAGGCAGACGACAUGGCUGAACUGACUCAUUUGAACGAAGCCUCUGUGGUUCACAACCUGCAUACCAGAUACCAAUCCGACUUGAUAUAUACAUAUUCUGGCCUUUUCUUGGUAACGAUCAACCCAUACUGUCCUCUGCCGAUCUAUACGAAUGAGUAUGUGAAAAUGUACAAGGGCCGUGGAAGAGAAGAAACCCGGCCCCAUAUUUUCGCGAUGGCAGAUGAGGCAUUCCGCAACCUGGUGGAGGAAGGAGAAAACCAAAGUAUUUUGGUGACUGGUGAAUCUGGUGCUGGUAAAACCGAGAACACCAAGAAGGUCAUUCAAUACCUGGCAGCCGUUGCAACUUCUGAUACCCCAUACGGCCGGUCAGGAACCAAACAGCUAUCGAACUUGUCCCAGCAAAUUCUUCGCGCCAAUCCCAUCCUCGAAGCAUUUGGAAAUGCCCAAACAGUCCGCAAUCAUAACUCUUCUCGCUUUGGAAAAUUCAUUCGCAUUGAAUUUUCACGAUCUGGCCAGAUCUGCGGCGCGUGGAUUGACUGGUACCUGCUUGAGAAAUCGAGGGUGGUCAAGCCCAAUUCCAAUGAGCGGAAUUAUCACAUCUUCUAUCAGUUGCUGCAAGGUGCGGAUCGGACAACCCGAGAAAAGUUGUUACUGCAAGAUCUCCAAAUCGAGCAUUUUGCGUACACGAAGGAUGGCAACGAUUCGAUUGUUGGAGUUUCAGAUAGAGAGGAGUGGAAUUCGCUGAUUGAGGCCUUCCAUGUCAUGAACUUCUCCGAAGAAGACCAGCUCUGCAUUUUGCGCACCGUCGCGGCCGUUCUCCACCUGGGCAAUGUCACCGUGGCUAAAGAGAGCGUGCGCGCUGAUCAAGCUGCUCUGGCUCCCGAAGGCCACGCGAACGUGGAGAAGGCGUGUCGACUUUUAGGUAUUCCAGCUGAACCUUUUGUCAAGGGAUUGCUACACCCAAGAGUGAAAGCUGGUCGUGAGUGGGUUGAAAAGGUACAAACGCCUGAUCAAGUGCGCCUCGCUUUGGACGCUUUGUCCAAGGGUAUCUACGAGCGUGGUUUUGGUGACCUGGUCACUCGUAUCAACAACCAGCUUGGUCGUUCCGUGGCCGAUGAUAAUUACUUCAUUGGCGUGCUCGAUAUUGCUGGCUUCGAAAUCUUCGAAAACAACAGUUUUGAGCAGCUCUGUAUCAACUACACCAACGAAAAGCUCCAGCAGUUCUUCAACCACCACAUGUUUGUUCUCGAGCAAGAGGAAUACGCUCGGGAGCAGAUUGAGUGGCAAUUCAUUGACUUCGGCAAGGACUUGCAGCCAACCAUUGAUCUAAUUGAGUUGACCAACCCGAUUGGUAUCUUCUCUUGCCUCGACGAAGACUGUGUGAUGCCUAAAGCCACGGACAAGUCGUUCACUGAGAAACUUCACUCGCUCUGGGACCGAAAGACUCCCAAAUACCGCGCUUCUCGUCUGAACCAGGGCUUCGUUCUUACGCACUAUGCUGCUGAGGUAGAGUAUACCACUUGCGACUGGCUGGAGAAGAAUAAAGACCCUAUGAAUGACAACAUCACUCGCCUCCUCGCGGGGUCUGAUGAUCAGCAUGUUGCCAACCUUUUCGCAGAUUGCGCGGACCCCGAAGAAGGUAGUGAUUAUCCUCGAAGCCGGGUCAAGAAGGGCCUGUUCCGUACGGUGGCCCAACGACACAAAGAGCAGCUCUCUAGUCUGAUGACGCAGCUCCAUUCCACUCAUCCUCACUUCGUGCGCUGUAUUCUACCGAACCACAAGAAACGCCCUAAGAUGUUGCAUGCGCCGUUAGUCCUAGAUCAACUACGGUGCAAUGGUGUUCUUGAGGGGAUAAGAAUUGCCCGGACCGGCUUCCCUAAUCGGCUUCCAUUCGCAGAAUUCCGUCAGCGAUACGAAGUGCUCUGUCAGAACAUGCCCAAGGGAUAUCUCGAGGGGCAGAGCGCAGCACGAAUCAUGCUGGAGAAGCUUGGUAUGGACAGGGCCUGGUACCGCGUUGGUCGCACCAAGGUCUUCUUCCGAGCUGGUGUUCUAGCCGAUCUAGAAGAAAAGCGAGACCAGCUCAUCCGAACUAUUAUGACUCGCUUCCAAUCACUCGCCCGUGGUUUUGUCCAGCGGCGCAUUUCCAACAAGCGUCUGUACCGUGCUGAAGCAACUCGCAUCAUUCAGCAAAAUUUCCAUUCCUAUCUGGAGCUCAAGGGCAGCCCUUGGUGGUGCCUCUUCUCCCGGAUGAAGCCUCUCCUAGGCGAUACACGGACGGCCAAGGAAGUUAAGAAGAGAGAUGAUAAGAUCAAGGAGCUGGAGAUGAAGAUGAAGCAAGAGCUUUCCGACCGACAGAAAAUCGACGAGGAAAGACGCCGCACUGAGAUCGAGAUCCAAAAGAUCCAGCAGACCUUGGAAAGCGAACGUGCCCUCGCACUCGACAAGGAGGAGAUUUUCAGGCGCCUGCAAGACCGCGAAGGCGAGCUUUCCGAAAAACUUUCCGAGGCCAUUGCUGAUCAAGAGAAGCUUGAAGAGCAACUGGAUGACUUGGUCGAUGCCAAGAAGAAGAACGACGAGGAGCUACAAUUGCGAAUCACACAGCUCGAACAAGCAGGCCUGAUCAUCCAGAAACUGGAGGCUGAGAAGAAUGGACUGCAAGCUCGCUUUGAGGAACUCGAUGCUCGUCUUGCUGGCAUGGAAGACGAGUUCUCUGGGAAAGAUGGUCAGAUUCAGGAGCUCGGUCAAGAGAUCAAGAUGCUUCAAAGCCACCUUAGCCUGAAGGACCGCAAACUUCACGAGCUAGAGGCGAAGCUUCUAAAGACAGACCAGGAUCUCGAUGUCAAACUUGCCAGCACCUCUAAAGAGCUCGACCAGACGAAAAAGCAGCUUCGUGACACGAUCACCCAGAAUCAAUCGAUUCGUCAGCAGAUUACCGAUCUCACCUCCACAACGACAAGCUAUGAAGACCUUCUUCGUCGCAAGGAGAGUGAAAUUGCUGUCCUUCGGAAUGACUUGAAGAAGUAUGAUGAAGACAGACGCGGUUUGGAGGCUGAGAAGAAGUCUCUUGCUACUCGACACGACAACAUGCAGGCCCGUCUUCGUGAAGUCCAAGCUGAGCGAGACGCUAUGCGAUCUGAGAAGGCCCAGCUCGAGCGAGAAGCUGCAGAUGUUAAGCGAUUGCUUGAAGAAAAGAGGUCCGAAGAUGUUGAAGCUGGGGAGAGCAGGAAGUUGUUGGAACAGCAAGUCAAUGACCUCAAGGCUCAGCUCUUCCAGGCUGAAGCAGACCUCAGUCGAGAGCGUCAAUCUAGAGACGACGUUCAGAUGCUUGCUGAGCACAACCUUGCCGAGCUGACCGACAAGUACAACACACUGAACGAAUCUAAGAUUGAGAUUGAAAAGGAGAUGUACAUUCAGCAGGACAGCCUUCGUCGUGCGACCGAAGCGCGGGUCGCGGCCGAGAAGUCGAGGAAAGACUUACAAUCCGAAUUGAUCAAGCUCCGUGAGCGUUUCACAGCAGUCGAGAAUGCCCGGUUGAAUGCAGAGGCCGAAAUUGAAUCCAAGCUCAAGAAUCAGUCCGAAGAGCGCAUUAUGAGCAUGCGUACAGAUCUCGAGGAGAAAAUGCAACUACUCGAAGAUCUGGAGGCAGAACGAUAUCAGCUGUCGAUCCGUGUCCAAGAAUUGGAGCACGCCAUAUCCGAAUCUGACAAUUUCCGUCUUCGUCAUGACCAGCACAAAGAACGUCUUGAAAGAGAACUUGUUACUUUGAAGGGUCGACUCACAGCCUCCGAGAAUGAUAAUCGAUCUCUUCUGACUAAGAUUCAACAAAAGAAUCUUGACAUCGCCCGCUCAAACUCCAAAGCAAGCGACAGCAACCGACUACGACUUUCAAACCUUCAGAAGGAGAAGAUCAAGAUCGAGGAGGAGAAUAAGAAGCUUCAAAAGCAGCUUGGAGACUCGCAGCUUGCAAUCACCUCCCUCGAGAAACAAAAGGAGAAGCUGUCUUUGAGCCUGGAGGAUCUCAAUCAUGAAGUCAACCGGGAGCACAAAAACAGUCGCAAUGCCGAGAAAGCUGCAUCCACUGCGAACCUUCAGCUCGCGGAGGUCAAUCGUAACCUUGAAAAUGAACGGCAGCUGCGAGGACAGGCUCAGGCAAACACCCGACAAAUGCAAGGUUCUUUGGAUAGAGCAAACAAAGAGAUUGAGGACCUGCAUCGCCAAUUGAUUCUUCUGCACAGAGUCUUCGAGCCCGAGGCCUCCGAGCCCAGCAAGUCCUGGGAGGCUGUCCAACCACAUCUAUCAAAACAAGUUGAUCUGGCCCAGGUGCUUAACGAUGUUCAACACAAGCUUCAAAUCACGGAGGAGAAAUACUCUCGCGCGGAAAGCCAGCUCUCAGAGAUGCGCCGCCGUCAUGCAGAUGAGAUGAAGGAGCUCGAUUCGAGGUACUCGUCUUCUAAGCGUGCUUUGCUUGAAGAGAUUGAUCAGAAUGAAGUGGCCAACAACCGGGCCCCUUCACACUUCCGGAAGAACUCCGAGAAUGCUCUCAAGAGGAUUUCAAACCCCUCGACGCCCAACCGGCGAUACAACAAUGUGUAUGAUGGUGCAAAUGACUCGGCCCGAUCCGACAGAACUGUCGACACUGUGGGCUACCAAAGACGGAUGGACACCGCCGCGGAAAUCGAGGAGCUCCAGAACAAGCUUCAAAUGACUGAGAUGCAGAAUAAGCAUCUUCAGAACCAGCUUCAACAAUCUACUCCGUCCCGGGAUAUUUGGCAGGACGAGAGCCCAUCAAUGCGUCGCAUGCAACUUCUGGAGCGUGAAAAUGGUCGCCUUCAUGGCCAACUUGACGAUUCCGCCAAGAAGGUCUCGGCACUGGAACGCAGCAUUCGCUCUGGGGAGCUGUCUCUCCGUGACGUGCAGGCAAAGUCUCACGAGGAACUGUUCGAUCUCAUCAAUUCCCAGGAGCAAUCUCGUCGCUCGUUGCUUAAGGUCCACAAUGAUGCUUUGACUGACUUUAGCGAUGUGAAAUCACAAUACGAAAAGCUCAAGCGCAGCAGGGCAGCGCUUGAAGUUGAGGUCCGCGAUGCCCGAUCUGAAGCCCAGGAGCUCCAAGCAGCCAGGGAACAGGACAUUGCUAGUCGGAACCAGCUCCUCCAAGAGUUUUCCGAUCUGCAUAUUCGCCUGGAUGCGGAAACAUCGCGCAGCGCUGAUCUUGAGUCGAGCCUGAGUCUAUUCAAAAGUCGCGCCGAUGAAUACUUCAGCAAGCUUGAGCAGGCGGAGAUCACUGUCUUGAAAGCCUCUCGUGCUGAACAAUUUGCCAAGUCUCGAUGCCAGGAGGCUGAAGACACCUGUGCACAGAUCAUGUCUGAGCGAAAGGAAAUGGAUGCCCUUGUGGAGGACUUGCAGCGUCAAACACAGUCCUUGGAAGCCCGCAUGGAAGAUCAGGCUGCCGAACUACAGGGUGCCUUGCAAGCUAAGCAACGUCUUCAAAAUGAGCUUGAGGACUAUCGCAACCAGCGGGCUAUCGAUAUUGAGGACAAGGAAACCUCGAUGGAACAGACCCGGCAAAAGUACCAGCGCGAGUUCUCGACCAUUAAUGGUGAGCUCGAGAUGGAGCGUGAGCGGUUACUCAAUGUCCGUGGAGAGAACUCGCGGCUGCGUGAAGAGCUCGAGGAUCUUCGAAGCAAGUGGGACAACGAGGUGCUCAACAGCUCCACUUGGUCCAAGGAGAAAGCGCGCCUGGAACUCGUUAUGCAGGACAUUACCAACUCCCGUGAUGAAGCUGCUAGUGCACACAGUGAGGCUCAGGCUAAGGUGGUCUCUCUCCUCUCUCAGGUGCGGACUCUUCGUACCUCCGUGGAUGAUGUUACAGCCGAGCGUGACUUGCUUCUGAAGGACAAGAAGAUGCUUGAAGGUCGCCUGGCUGAAGCUGGUGAGCGUCUCGAGGACCUGGCAAAGGGUGAAAGUCCUUCCAUGCGAAAUGCCGCCAGCAUGGAUCGGGAGCUGCUCGAGCUUAAGUCCAAACUUGCGCAACAGGAGGAUGUUUCUUCCGCGGCGGUUGGCAAGAUGCGUCGUGCUGACGCUCUCGCCACUGAGAUGCAGAAGGAGCUUACUGCCGAGCGCGAAACCAAUGCUCAGCUGUUCAAGGAGAAGGCCGGUCUUGAAAAGCAGCUCAAGGAGGUGCAGCUCCGCUGUGUAGACCUGGAGACCAAGGGCUAUUCUUCCGGUAGCCAAGAUGUCCGGUUCCUGCACAAACGUAUCAAGGAGCUGGAAACCCAUCUCGAGGAGCAGGAGAACAAGAAUACUGCUGAGCAGCGCUCCCUCCGCAAUGUUGAUCGUACCGUCAAGGACCUCCAAUCCCAGAUCGACCGACGGGAUAAGAUGAACACCCAGCUCAAUGAUGAGGUCAAUAAGGCUCGGGAUAGGAUUGAAAGACUUCUCAAAAGCAUCGAGGAGCUCCAGCAAGGUGAUACCGAAACUCAGCUGCAAGCUCGCCGUGCAGAGCGCGACCUUCGUGAAGAGCGUGAGAAGGUACUGUAUCUGGAGCGCGAGCUGGAGGGUUGGAGAGCAAGGGGUGCCUCAAUUGGCCGUUCCCCCAUGGUGGCGCUCAGCGAUGCAGGCAGUCGAAAGGGCAGUGCUGCAUAUGGUUAUGACACGACGCCCCAGCGCAAGCCAAGCAACACUAAGGGCUUCCUGUGAACAUGUUUGAAGAAAUAAUGUGUAUUACGUGGACCAGGGAGGUGCUAUUAUGGCUGUGUUUUCCUUCCCUUUUUUUUUUCUCUUUUUUUAUUCAGUCUUGCGGUUGGGGGUAAAUGUGCAUCUCGGAGAGGGACGCCUCCGACUAUUAUUUGUUGGACCUGAAUCACCAUGUUCAUAAUGCGUGAAUGACGGCAUGUAUUUCCGCUUUUGGGGUGUAUGUAUUGGAUGGCAGUCUUGCUUUUGCAUUUUUUGAGUGGAUGCGAUUGAGCUUGGGAGUAAAUAUGCUCGCUGGGAGUUGGGCUUUAUCUACGAUAGGAGAAGAAUUAUGAAAUUCAAUUGUCACUUUGGUGCUUCUACGCAGUCUCGAUUUCUGUAUCUAUUCGAAAAUAGUGUCAUGGUCGUCCCACAGUAGCCGCCUAGAUGAUCAACGGGGGAACCCAUAUCAAGUCCUUGGACUCAACGAGGCAUCAAGACCUCGCAAAUCUAAG